Molecule: messenger RNA, 2535 nt
Organism: Pteronotus mesoamericanus
Lineage: Eukaryota; Metazoa; Chordata; Mammalia; Chiroptera; Mormoopidae
Gene: PRKRIP1
Product: PRKR interacting protein 1
Exons: 6
Coding region: 34-594 (186 amino acids)
Biological process (GO): negative regulation of protein kinase activity
Cellular component (GO): nucleolus
Molecular function (GO): protein kinase binding; double-stranded RNA binding; protein kinase inhibitor activity
Source: RefSeq, a predicted model, not a curated record
GCCGCUGCUCGCUAGGAAAGCAGGAGAGCUGUCAUGGCGAGUUCGGCAGCUUCCGCGGUGCGACCGCCGAGGCCGAAGAAAGAGCCGCAAACGCUCGUCAUCCCCAAGAAUGCGGCGGAGGAGCAGAAGCUCAAGUUGGAGCGGCUCAUGAAAAACCCGGACAAACCAGUUCCAAUUCCAGAAAAAAUGAGUGAAUGGGCGCCUCGGCCUCCCCCAGAAUUUGUCCGGGAUGUAAUGGGUUCAAGUGCUGGGGCUGGAAGUGGAGAGUUCCAUGUGUAUAGGCAUCUGCGCCGGAGAGAAUAUCAGCGACAGGACUACAUGGAUGCCAUGGCUGAGAAGCAAAAACUGGAUGUAGAGUUUCAAAAGAGACUGGAAAGGAAUAAAAUUGCUGCAGAGGAGCAGACUGCAAAGCGUCGAAAAAAGCGCCAAAAGUUAAAAGAGAAGAAAUUAUUGGCAAAGAAGAUGAAACUUGAACAGAAGAAACAAAAAGAAGGAUCCAGAGAGUCCCAAGAGCAGCCGUCCAGCAGCUCUGAGGAGGCAUCCGGAACAGAGGAGGAGAAAGAGGAAGAGCCCAGCUUCAUCAUGGGGCGGUGACUGUUGGUCACAGUGGCUCUCUGGGGCCCAGGGCCUCAGAAGGCCUUCCACCUGACCCAAGGAGAAAGGAGGCUGUUUGGACUCAGUUUCUCUCCCAAGCCUCGCUGGGUAGAAGCACGUGGGAAGCCAUGCCGACUGCUCGUGGCCCUGCCAACAGGCAGGACUCGGAGCCUGUGGGACAGAGAGGACUGUCUCCUGGACACUCAAGGGCCGUGCCAUAUAGAGUUUGUUCAUGUUUCCACUAAAAGGGGGAAAAUUUAUAACCUUCUGCCUGUGGUGCCUGUUUUCACAUAUUUAGACAUUAAUGAACUUUGGGCUGAUUUCCAUGAAGGAAUGUUUAUUAGUAAAGAACAGAAAAACUUUAGGUUUUGUUUGGCCCUGUGAAAUGUUGAAGCUGUAGGGAAGGCUAUGAAAAAGAGGUGAUGGGGGUGGGGCCUUUUCCCAGGGUCGCUGAGGGGAAUGGCCUUGGCUCUGGAGCUGACUCCCUGCCCGGCGCCUGCCCUUCAUUUCCUUCAGCUGAGGGUGCAGACUGCGCCUCAGAGCACAUGCUCCCGCCCAGGAGAUCCCAGUACGCCCAUGUGUUUUGGGGAGCCCUGGGACGUGCACAAGAAGUUGUAGGACGCAGCCAGGGGCUGGGCCAUAAAAGGGAACUGGGUGUGUGAAAAGAGCUUUAGGGAAAGUAAUUGGAGAUGAGAAAAAGAAGCAGGGGGGGCCUCCAGCUGGGCUGAACCAGAGGAGAGGGCCUGGGGAGCCCAAGCCAGCCCGGGAGGGGGGAUCCAUUGGCCGAAAGCUGCGUUUUCAUCCUGAGGUCGAAGGACUUCUAAACAGAAAAUUUGAGGUAGCCUUUCAGGCAACAUGGGGGACAGAGAUGGUUUCUAAUUAGAGCCUUUGGUCACUUUUUGGAUUAUUUCUCUCCAUCUCCAAAUUUCUAAGAAUAUUUUGUGACUUUUAUGGAAUUUGAUACAAUUAAGGAAAUCAUGGUUUUGAUUGGACAUUUUACUUUUCUUUCACUUUUGAGGUAUUGAUUUUCCUGGUGCUGCCCUAGGCUAGGUGACAUCCUUUGGUGACUUCUGUCCUUUCAGCAGUGAAGUCACAGGAGGGUUUUUUUAAACAGUUCCCUUAAAUUGUGAUGUAUUGAAGUCCAGUUAAUAUUUAUUAAGUGAUUCACAGGAAUUUUUCUUUCCCAGGAAACUGAAAUGGAAAGUCAACCCUAAUAAAUUAGCACACACCCUGGCCGUACAUUUUGAAACCGAUGUUUCUCUUGGUCAGGGACUGGCUGGUUAGUUUGUGUUUUGUCUUUUGUUCCAUCUUCGACUUGCUGGUUUCCUUAUCCCCACCCCCACCCCCACUCGAAUGUGCGUCACAACUCUUGGCCUUGAAUCCAGCCUGGAUAUUGUGGGUUUUGUCUUUCACUGGAGACUGUGGAGCCAGGUCUCAGAGUGGGAAGACCUGGGUUCAAACCUUAACCUUCCUCUGAUGAAAAUUGGGAACUUUAGGCAAGUCACUUCCUGCCUCUGCCUGGUGCACCUGGCAGAGAGCCUAGUGAGACGUGUGUUGGACAGGUGGACGGAAAACUAAACGAAUAGGAUUCCAGGCAGGGUGUUUAUGUUUUCUACCUUUACUAGAUACCAGAAGAUGAUGUUUAGGUAGGAAACAUCCUGUACUAGUUUCUGACAGUUUUCAAAGGGUCAUGUAUACCUUAGGGUGAAUGACUCAGCCUUUCUUCUUCAGAGUAUUUACUUGGGAAAGGGGAACAAUUAGAUGUCAUCAGUGAGAAGGCAGUGGGCGAUACUGAGAGGACAGCCCCCGCUAAAAAAAGCCACGACUGGGGAGAAUCAUUAAGUAAUGCCCUUAUUGAUUAGCUUGUAGGUGAGGAGAAAUUAAACAACAAACGUAUACAUAACCUUGUUGUCUCAGCAAACCUCAGGUAUAAGAAUUCUG